AUGUUUCACCGUAAGGUUGGUGGAGGGAACAUGUACUUGUAUGGAGUUUCAGCAACUCAGCAUUCCCUGUCCUCAUGCAAUUGCAGCCGAUGGAAGUGUCAAACUACCAACACACGCAAUGGUUUCGACAACUUUCUACGGAGCUACAUGGAAAACGGUUUUGAUUUGAAGAUCUACCAUGUGCCAUCUGUAGGAGAUGGUGCACUAGGAGGAGCAUUUAAUGGCGAAUUGCUUCCACCAGAUGUUAAGCGACCUCCAGGGAGACCAAAGAAAAUUUGUAUUCUGUCCAGAGGAGAGUUUAAGCGAUCGGGAAGGAAAGGUGGACGUAGAUGCACUACAUGUAGACGCCAAGGACACAACAAGGCGUCUUGCCGUCAGACGAAUGAAGUAACCUUAUCUAAAUGGAGCUAA
Messenger RNA from Microthlaspi erraticum, 411 nucleotides. Lineage: Eukaryota; Viridiplantae; Streptophyta; Magnoliopsida; Brassicales; Brassicaceae. The record is from the annotation of a GenBank genome assembly.